Molecule: messenger RNA, 1262 nt
Organism: Dermochelys coriacea (leatherback sea turtle)
Lineage: Eukaryota; Metazoa; Chordata; Testudines; Dermochelyidae
Product: antigen-presenting glycoprotein CD1d-like
Biological process (GO): antigen processing and presentation, exogenous lipid antigen via MHC class Ib; positive regulation of T cell mediated cytotoxicity; immune response
Cellular component (GO): external side of plasma membrane
Molecular function (GO): exogenous lipid antigen binding; endogenous lipid antigen binding; lipopeptide binding
Source: RefSeq, a predicted model, not a curated record
UGAGAGCCGUGGGUGCAGCGCUGAGGAAACACAAAGAGAGAAGUUGGUGUAGAGGCGUGUGGGCUGCGGAGGAACUGAAAGCACAUGGGGAUCCUGGGCCCCUCAUCCCGCUGCCCAGACGCCCGCCAGAGACCGGACCCCCUUCCCCUGCCAGGAUGCUGCCCCCUCUGCUGCUCCUCCCCUGGCCAUGGGGGGUCCUGGCUGCCUCUCCUCCUGACCUGCCAGCGUCUGUCACUCUCCGGCUGCUCCAAAUCGACGUCUUCCACAACGCCAGCUCCGCGGACAUGGAGGGGAUGGCCCUGCUGGGCGACCUGGAGACCCACUCCAUGGAUUGCAGCACCUGCGAGAUCCGCUGCCUGCAGCCCUGGGCCCAGCAGGGCCUGACCCCGAAGCAGUGGCAGGACCUGGAGCUGCUGAUCCAUCGCUACCUGUUCAACUUCAACCGUACUGUGAACAGAAUAGCUCAGCAGCAGGGAAUGGGCUACCCCUUCGUUACCCAGGGCUCCCUCGGCUGCGAGCUGCACCCCAACGGCACCUCGAGGGGAUUCGAUGACACCGGAGUGAAUGGCAAGUACUUCAUCAGCUUCGACGUGGACGCUGGCACCUGGCUCGCCCGGUGGGGAAACAACCUGGAGCUCUAUGCCCGGGACCUUCUCAACCGGGAUAAGGGCACAGCCAGCAAGAUUCGGUUUCUCCUGAGAACGUGUGUCAGUGAGCUCAAGAACUUUGUCCAGCAUGGGAAAGAGUCUCUGGAGAGGCAAGAGCGGCCGGUCGCCGUGGUGUUUGCCCAAGAGCCUCCCCCAGCCGGGACCCCCGCGCCGUUACUGCUGGUUUGCCGGGUCACCGGUUUCUACCCCGGCCGCGUGGCCUGGCUGCAGGACGGGGAGGAGGUGGUGCCGGGCGGGCGGCUGAACUCCAGCGGGAUCCUGCCCAACGCGGACCUGACCUACCAGCUGCGCAGCUCCCUGGCCGUGGAGCCGGGCGACGGGCACAGCUACGCCUGCCGGGUGGAGCACAGCAGCCUGGGGGGCCAGAGCCUGCUGAUCCCCUGGGGGCAGAGCAGGCGCUGGGGCCCCGGCCUGUCCGUGGGCAUCACCCUGGGGGUUCUGGCCGUAGCCGCCGUGCCAUGGUGCUUUGGUGGAGCAGACACAGGGGCUACCAGGGCAUUAGACCAAGAGAGUCCAGGGCCUCAGGGGGCGGCACUGGCAGGCUCCGAGCACAAGGGGGUCCUGGGCAUGACAGGCUCCUCAGCCCUGCGGUAA